AGAAGAAAGGUCGUUAAUUCCUGUUUCCGAGUUUGAAAUUGUUGAAGUUGGAUUUGGCGUUUGAUGGAGUCUCAGCCUCAGAGAGAUCGCAGGGCAGAUGCUCUUGGAGAUCUUCGUGUCCUUCACGAUGAAAUCCUCUGCACAAUUUUGGAACGACUCACUCCACGAGAUGUUGCUCGCGUCGCUUGCGUUAGCAGUGUAAUGUACAUACUGUGCAAUGAAGAACCACUGUGGAUGAGUCUAUGUCUAAAAGAAGUAUCUGGUUUGCUUCAAUACAAAGGCUCUUGGAAGAAAACUGCCCUGCAUAAUGAGAAUCUGCCGGACAAAUACAAAGAGUACCAUCGAGGACCUUUAUAUUUUGAUGGGUUCAACUCUUUAUUUUUGUACAGGAGAUUAUACCGGUGUCAUACAACAUUGGAUGCAUUUUAUGCAGAUAACGGGAAUGUGGAAAGAAUAAAAGACAUCUCAUUGAAGGACUUCUAUAGAGAGUAUGAUGCGAAGAAACCGGUUAUGCUUACUGGAUUGGCUGAUACAUGGCCUGCCAGGCAUAAAUGGACAACUGAUCAGCUGUUGCUAAACUAUGGAGAUGUAGCAUUUAAAAUUUCUCAAAGGAGCUCCAGGAAGAUCUCCAUGAAGUUCAAGGAUUAUGUCUCAUACGUGAAAGUUCAGCAUGAUGAAGAUCCCUUAUAUAUUUUUGAUGAAAAGUUUGGCGAAGUUGCACCUAGCUUAUUGAAGGAUUAUUGUGUGCCUCAUCUUUUUCAAGAAGACUUCUUUGAGAUUUUAGAUGCAGAUAAACGACCAUCCUAUAGGUGGCUUAUAAUUGGACCAGAGAGAUCUGGUGCCUCUUGGCAUGUUGAUCCUGCUCUUACCAGUGCAUGGAAUACUCUUCUUUCUGGCCGUAAAAGGUGGGCAUUAUAUCCUCCAGGAAAGGUCCCUUUGGGUGUGACAGUGCAUGUUAAUGAAGAAGACGGUGAUGUCAAUGUUGAGACUCCAUCAUCACUGCAGUGGUGGCUAGACUUUUAUCCUCUUCUUGCUGAUGAAGACAAGCCAAUUGAAUGUACACAACUACCUGGAGAGACAAUUUAUGUUCCAAGUGGUUGGUGGCACUGUGUUCUAAAUGUGGAAACAACUAUUGCUGUCACACAGAAUUUUGUGAAUUCCAAUAACUUUGAAUUUGUAUGUUUGGAUAUGGCACCUGGUUAUCAUCAUAAAGGAGUUUGCCGUGCUGGGUUGCUUGCUUUAGAUGAAGAUAAUUAUGAAAAUCUCAGACAGAACAUGUCAUGUAAUGAAAAAAACUUAGGCAACUCCGAUUUGUCGAGGAAAGGGAAAAGAGCCAAAACUCUGAAAGAUGCAGAUGAUCUAUAUUAUGAAAGAUCCAUAAAUGGUGCAUCUAGAAGCUAUAAUUUAUGGAAAGAUGGAUUUUCCUAUGAUGUAAAUUUCUUAUCCAUGUUUUUGGAUAAGGAUAGAGACCACUAUAAUUCCCUGUGGAGUUCCGGCAACAGUAUUGGUCAACGAGAACUAAGAGAAUGGUUAUACAAGCUUUGGAUUCAGAAACCAAAAAUGAGAGAGCUAAUAUGGAAGGGAGCAUGUGCUGCACUAAAUGCUGGCAAAUGGUUAGAAUGCGUAUCAAAAAUUUGUGCCUUCCACAAUUUGCCCCCUCCCACUGAUGAUGAAAGGCUUCCUGUUGGUACGGGUAGCAAUCCUGUAUAUCUAGUGGGAAACUCUGUUGUUAAGAUUUUUGUCGAAGGAGGACUGGAAGCUUCACUUUAUGGUUUAGGCACAGAGCUAGAAUUUUACAGUCUGCUGCAUGAAGUCAACUCCCCUCUCAGGAAACAUAUUCCUGAUGUUUUGGCCAGUGGGAUUGUUUAUCUUGAAAAUGGAUCUUAUACCAAUUUAACUUGGGAUGGAAAAGGAGUUCCUGAUGUCAUUGCCGAGAGCAAUCUUAUCAGGAAGAAAUGCGAUGUUGAUGGUUUCUCAUUUGGGGUAUGGAGCAAGAAACAGUUAGAGUAUAGGAAUGCUGGAAUGCUGGUCGAUGGAUCAGUUAGUGGUCACUCAAGCAUAUGGCCAUAUAUGAUAACAAAACGAUGUGAAGGGAAUAUGUUUGCAGAGUUAAGAGACAAACUAUCAUGGGAAGAUACAACAAACUUGGCCGCCUUCUUGGGGGAGCAGCUGCGCCACCUUCAUCUUUUGCCACAUCCUCCUUUAAAUAUUUCAUCUUUCUCUGAUGCUGAUCAUGAAUUUAGCCUGCCUGAGACCAAUGGUUGUAUUGCAACUGUUAAUUAUAAUUCAAACACUGCAGCAGAAUGGGGAGUCUUCACCAGAACCUUAACAAAGAAGAGGAAGGAUGUCUCAAGCCGUUUGACCAAGUGGGGAGAUCCAAUUCCUGGCAAACUAAUAGAGAAAAUUGAUGAAUAUAUCCCUCCUGAUUUUACUAAGCUGCUAAAUAUAACGGAGAAUUUUGCAAGCGGUGUUUGUAAACCUUGUUCCUGGAUACACUCUGACAUUAUGGAUGAUAACAUUUACAUGGAACCAUCAAUGGUUUGUUCUACCUCCAGUGGGAAUAAAGAAGAUACUGCCCUGGUGGACAAUGGUUUUGUGAGUAACUAUGAUGAAGUGAAAUCCUGGUGUCCAAGCUACAUCCUUGAUUUCAGUGAUAUUUCGAUAGGUGAUCCUAUUUUUGACUUGAUACCAAUUUAUUUGGAUGUGUUUAGAGGUGAUUCGAAUCUCCUUAAGCGAUUUUUAGAAAGCUACAAACUUCCUUUUGCUAGUAACAUAUCAAAGCCAACAGAGGGUGGUCAAAAGUUUGGCCGACUUUCAUAUAUUGCUAUGUGCUAUUGUAUUUUGCAUGAUGACAAUGUCUUGGGAGCUAUUUUUAGCAUAUGGGAUGAACUGAGAUCAACAAAGUCAUGGGAAGAAGUUGAGCUGACAGUGUGGGGGGAGUUGAAUAAUUACAAAGGUUUUCCUUGACCAUUCGCUGCAUUUAAAUGUUUUGGGAACCUGAUCGCAUGUCAAAGCCCCGGUGAUAAAUAUAUGUUUAACUUGUCUAGUAGCCAACCAAAAAAAAAAUGAAAGAAAGAAAGGAAUUUAACAUAUCAAUUGGUUGCCUGUUAGCUUUUUUGUUGAUUGUAUUGUUUGAGAAUUCGUAAUAAAGCGUUCCCCUGCUUACAGUUGAUGCAGUUGUGGAGUUACUGCA
Gastrolobium bilobum is the source of this 3193-nucleotide messenger RNA. RefSeq names its product lysine-specific demethylase JMJ21. The transcript is spliced from 16 exons. NCBI's taxonomy places the organism in Eukaryota, Viridiplantae, Streptophyta, Magnoliopsida, Fabales, Fabaceae. Gene Ontology annotation, molecular function: protein binding. The coding region runs from base 64 to 2967 and encodes 967 amino acids. Gene Ontology annotation, cellular component: cytoplasm. The record is from RefSeq and is a predicted model, not a curated record.